AUGAAUAAUUUCUUAAAAACAAACUUAAGUGCACAUAGUAAGUUUAAUGGUGAUCCUGUGGAAAUGAUGACAUCAAGUUCUGAAAAUGUAGCCCUUCAAAAUUUAGAUGUGGAAGUCCAUUUAGCUACACUAGCUCUAAAGUUAGAAGAAACUAAACCUUUUCCUAAUAAUAAUAGUCCCACUACGAGCUGCACUUCACCUUCCUUAAAUGAAAAAUUUUUGGAUGCACAUUUUACUGACAAUGAUGCACCUGAGGUGGAUCCUGAUUUUGCACCACCUGUUUCUGCUUUGAAUUCUGAUUCAUCUAAUGAAAGUGAAGGUUCUGGUGAAAGUUCGGAUGGAAGCUUGCAAUAUUAUAGAGAAGAAGAAAAUGAUGACGACGAGCCAGUAGAAAAGUCUAGUAUUUUAUCAGGCAAACCAUAUACUGAUGUGAAAGGAAAUUUGAAGCCUGGCAGAGAACUGAUAAGUAUUAAAGAAUGCACAAAAUGUCGAUUUAAAUGCUCCACGCUAAUCAGCCCCGAGAACAGAAAAGAAAUUCACAAGGAUUUUUGGAAUCUAAAUGAUGAUCAGAAGCUUCACUUUUUCAAUAAAAAUGUGCAGCGUCUACCAAAAGCUCUCAAACGAACCCAAUAG
Brassicogethes aeneus is the source of this 633-nucleotide messenger RNA. The record is from the annotation of a GenBank genome assembly. Lineage: Eukaryota; Metazoa; Arthropoda; Insecta; Coleoptera; Nitidulidae.